Molecule: messenger RNA, 1167 nt
Organism: Oldenlandia corymbosa var. corymbosa
Lineage: Eukaryota; Viridiplantae; Streptophyta; Magnoliopsida; Gentianales; Rubiaceae
Source: the annotation of a GenBank genome assembly
AUGGCUCAUUCUGCGUCAUCCCGCUCCAAAAUCAUCGAGAACAAGCCGCCAUCUGAGUCAGCAGCCAUCAUUGCCGAUAGCGAACACCUCCUAACUCAGAUGCUCAUCAAGCUUCCUCCAAAACCCCUCCUCCGUUUUCAGUGCAUCUCCAAGUCAUGGCUUUCCAUCAUCUCUGACCCCGCCUUCCGCCGCCGCUGGGCUACUGUCCGGAGAAACUCCGGCGACGUUAGUGUUUUCUUCUUUUCCUCUCGCGUCAAGGACAUUGGAGUUAUUUUUUCUCUGGGUUCCGAAGGAGGGGUUUCACCGGGGGUCUUUAAUUUGAAUCCGUUGAAGGAUUUUAUGAAUGAUGAGCUUGACGUUUCUGUACACGGUUGCAAUGGGCUGUGGUGUAUUCAACGUGGGAAGGAGUUUGAUCGCAUUUCAAUUGUUGUUUGCAACCCCACCACUUGGCAGCACCGAGAAAUUCCCAUUCCUCGCGGUACUCGCUGGCCAAAGCUUCGUUACUCUAACAUAGCUUUUGAUCCUCAAAAUUCAGACCAUUACAAACUUGUAUGUUGGGGUAUAGACCAAAUGGAUUUCCGAUUCAUGGUCUAUUCCUCUGAAUCUGCGGAGUGGAGGGUUAUCAAGGAUCAUAUUGGCCACACAACUUGGGUAGAUUAUAAUUUUGAGAAUGGGAUUUUCUGGAACGGGCACCUGCAUUUCAUUGGGCAUGUUAGAUUGGUAGGGAUGUCUCAUAUAUGCUUGGAUGUGGAAAAUGAAAAGAUUAUAUCAAAUUUGACUCCAAUUCCCGAUAGCUGUAAGCCUAUCUUUUAUUUCGGGGAGGCAGGCAAGGAUUUGUGUAUUGUGAGCUUGCACAAUGCCGAGUUAGGUACCAAGUUUGAUGUUUUUGCACUGAAGAGGGAUCACUCUAUGUGGGCUUUCAAGUAUCGAUUUGAUGUUGCCCCUUUGAUCGCUACAUAUCCUGAAAUUGGAACAUUUGAAUUUUUUAUUUCUUCCUUCAUUGUGAGAGGAGAGAAAGCUAUGAUCAUGAUUUCAUUGGCUGGGAAAUUGAUUUCUUUCGAUAUUAGCAAUAUGAUGGUCGAUGAACUCAUUGGAUUUGAAGGUCGGUUGGAAGAUUACAGAUGGAAAAAUGUUUUCCAGCAUGUGGAAUCCCUUGCAUUGGUCUGA